AUGUCUAACAUGACAAGUAAUCGUCAGAUCUCAGCCACCAUGUUUGGUUAUGUAUGUGAUAACUACAACCAACAACCAAUGGUACGAGAGCUGACUACUCCUAGGAUUCGAAGUGAUAAUGAGGUUUUGGUUAAGGUUAAGGUGAGUAAAGUACUAAACUACUAAUUAUUUUCUAAUUUCUUUACUUUUCAAGAUAUUUACAUUAUUAUGUUGUUCAGAAAAUUAUGUGCCUCAUUUCAAACCAAAUUUUCGGGGUUAGGAGCUUUGAAUUAUUUGAACAGAUACGAAGUAUUUAAUUAGUAAAGCCUCUUCGUCAAUAUAUUUUGGUGUGUUUACUUAUUACUUUAACAUUUACCAUAAGGUGUUUUUAACUGCCAUACUGCCAUAACAAGCCUUUACAUUGCACGCCGAAAAGCAUGUCGAACAUGGCAAGUAAUCGCCAGAUCGCGGCCACCAUGUUUGGCUAUGUCUGUGAUGACUACAAGCAACAACCAAUGGUACGAGAGCUGACUACUCCUAGGAUUCGAAGUGAUAAUGAAGUUUUGAUUAAGGUUAAGGUGGGUAAAGUACCAAAGUACAAACCAUUUUCUAACUUUUUAAGGGAUUUAUUAUAUUAGGUUGUUCAAAUAAUUAUGUGCCCUUUUUCAAGACAAAUUUUUGUGGGUAGGAACACAGAAUUGUUAGAACAACCUAAUACGGACGUUUUAAUUAUAAAAAACUCAUCAUUAAUAUAUUUGGUGUUUUAUUAAUAUAAUUUUACGUUUACUAUAAGAUUGAUUGCCAUAACAAGACUUUACAUUACAGGCAUCUAGUGUAAAUCCAAUAGAUAUUCGUACGUCCGAAGGAUACGUACAUCAGUUAAUGACAGCUGUAAACAAUUUACAGGAACGUCGAUUAACUGGCAGCAGCCGGCUUCCAACGACUCUCGGCCGCGAUUUUAGUGGGGUAGUCGCUGAAUUGGGUAACAUUAAAAAAGCCAGUAUGUCAAUUUUGAUAGUUUAUGACAUUGUAAAACGGUGUUGAUUGUCAUAACAAGACUUUACAUUAGAGGCAUCUUAUCUAAUAGACGUCCGAAUGUCCGAAAUACGCACAUCAGACAUUGACUCAAUUUAAAAGAGCGUCGACUAACCGGUGACAACCGACUGCCAAAAACUUUUGACCGCGAUUAGUGAUGAAGUUAUUGGAGUUGUGCUACCAGCCACGCCUGGUGCUCAUUCCGAGUACGUCAUAACGAACACGGACUACACUAUACCGAAGCCAAAGACUGUAGAUCAUGUAAAUGCGGCUGCGAUGAUCUACACGACUGCUACAGCUUGGUCUGCUUUGACUACUGUAAGAUGAUCAAAUAACAUUGUGCUAGGAAUACGGCUACUCCUACUGGUCAUCAAUAAUGCUCUAUUUUUAGUUUGGUCGUCUAAAUGCAACAAACGCCCGAACUCAACGAGUACUUAUUCACGGUGGCUCCGGAGGCGUGGGAUCAUCCGCGAUUCUGGAUGAUUUUAAAAUUUUACUAUCGACUUUUUCAGGCUGAUUUAGAAUGUCUCGACUAUGUCUUGACUUUCGGAGCCAAGAUCUUGGACAACGAAUCAGCUUCUUUGGAAGAACUUGAAGUAGCCGAGCUCGCUACCUUGAACUGCAACGCCCGAUUGCUCGGAGGUAAAUUUUGA
Molecule: messenger RNA, 1667 nt
Organism: Bursaphelenchus okinawaensis
Lineage: Eukaryota; Metazoa; Nematoda; Chromadorea; Rhabditida; Aphelenchoididae
Source: the annotation of a GenBank genome assembly